Messenger RNA from Oikopleura dioica, 1794 nucleotides. Lineage: Eukaryota; Metazoa; Chordata; Appendicularia; Copelata; Oikopleuridae. The record is from the annotation of a GenBank genome assembly.
AUGGAGCCAAAAUUGUCAGAGGCAGUCGAACAGUGGUUUUCCUGGAAUAAAGACGAAUCCUCAUCGGCCGAAAUAAAGAGCCUUGUUGAUGAUAAGAAAUAUGAAGAGUUGGAGAAAUUAUUACUUUCACGCAUGGAAUUUGGCACAGCGGGCCUACGAGCAAAGAUGGGCCCGGGUUUCUCGCAAAUGAACACCCUUACCAUCAUUCAAACUGCGCAGGGUUUGCUCAAGUACGCACAGAAACAAUUCACAACCGAGGAGCUUGCCACUAAAGGAAUUGUUAUUGGCUUCGACGCGCGAUACAACUCCAAGAGCUAUGCCUCGCUAACUGCUUCGAUUUUUGCCCGCGCCGGUUGUCGUGUUCGCCUUUUUUCGAAUAUUUGCCCCACUCCGUAUGUUGCAUUUUCAUGUCGCUUCUACGGGCUCUGUCUUGGUGUGAUGUGUACCGCCUCUCACAAUCCCAAGCAGGACAAUGGAUAUAAGGUUUAUUGGAACAACGGCGCCCAAAUCAUUCCCCCACAUGACCGUGGUAUUUCUGAAGCAAUUUGCGAGAAUUUGGAACCUUGGGAAAGCUCUUGGGAUAUUCCCCUCAUCCCAGAUAUUUACGAGAACAAUUUGAUAAGCGACCCAAUGGCUGAAGUGGACAUUGAAUACAUGAAGCUUCUUAAAACGUCAUCGACUCGUCUGGAGAAGAAUAAAGAAUCAAAACUCAAAUUCACUUACACGCCAGUUCACGGAGUUGGUACAAAGUUCGUGAAACUUGCGAUGGAAACAUUCAAUCUCCCCGAGCUCAUCGAAGUGCCGCUCCAGUGCAACCCUGACCCUGAAUUCCCGACCUCCCCGUUUCCCAACCCCGAAGAAGGCAAAGGAGUCCUGAAGCUCGCUAUCGAAGCUGCCGAAGCUGAAGGAUCGAACCAUGUUCUUGCUUCCGAUCCAGACGCUGAUCGACUUGCAGUUGUAGAAAAACAAGCGGACGGAUCAUGGCGAGCGUUUAGCGGCAACGAACUUGGCGCAAUCUUUGGGUGGUGGGCUGUCUCCAACUGGAAGAAAAACGGCUCUCAAGAUGGCGAAAAUACUUACAUGCUCUGUUCAACUGUUUCCUCCGUUAUUUUGAAGACGAUCGCCGCCAAGGAAGGAUUGAAUUUUGAGGAUACUCUUACUGGCUUCAAAUGGAUGGGGUCCCGAGCGAAAGAGCUCAUCGAUCAGGGGAAGAGGGUUUUGUUCGCUUUUGAAGAAGCGAUUGGAUUCAUGUUCGGCCAGAACGUCCUUGAUAAAGAUGGUGUCUCAGCUGCAGCCGUCAUGGCAGAAAUAAUUACUUCUUUGGACGAAGAGAACUUUUCCUUGAGCCAUCAGUUAGAAAACAUCUACAAAACUUACGGCUACCACGUGACCAACAACUCAUACUACAUUUGCCACGAGAAGUCGAUCAUCAACAAGAUGUUCAGCGAAAUCCGAAACUAUGACAAGAAUCCAGGUGCGUAUCCACAAGCUUUGGGACGCUUCAAGAUCUCCGGAAUUAGAGAUCUUACAACUGGGUAUGAUUCUCGCGAAGAAGAUAAAGCUGCUAAACUGCCAGUCUCAAAGUCCAGCCAUAUGAUUACAUUUUAUUUUGACUGUGGAGCUGUCCUCACGAUGCGAACGUCCGGAACAGAACCGAAAAUCAAGUACUACUCAGAAAUGAUCGGAAGUUCACUCGAAUCAUGCAAAUCCGAGCUCGACGAGCUCAUCGAACACAUGGUCAACAACCUCUACAAACCAGAAGUCUACGGGCUGAUCGCUCGCUCACUCAACUAG